CGUACACCAUGGAACACACCAAGGGCAACGUGUCUGCGGCCAGCCCGGUCAGUGAGGAGUAUGCCGGCCUCGACGACGAUGCCAGGAAGCUGGCGGAAAUGGGCUAUACGCAGGACAUGCAGCGGAACUUUUCGGUGCUGUCACUGCUGGGCGUCGCCUUUUCCUUGGCCAACUCGUGGUUCGGCAUCUCCGCCUCUUUGAUCACCGGCAUCAAUUCCGGAGGCACCGUCUUGACCAUCUAUGGCAUUCCAUGGAUUGCCCUCAUUUCCACCUGCGUGGGUGUCACCCUCUCCGAAUUGGCCUCCGCCAUGCCCAAUGCCGGCGGCCAAUACUUCUGGGCCAGCGAGCUUGCCCCGCGCCAAUAUGCCUCCUUCGCAUCCUAUCUGACCGGCUGGCUGGCCUGGUCCGGAGCCAUCUUCACCUGCGCCAGCGUUGCAUUAAGUCUGGCCUCUGCCGGCGUCGGCAUGUGGCAGCUCUCCCAUCCGGACUUCACCCCCCAACCCUGGCACACCGUCGUGGCCUAUCAACUCAUCAACUUCUUCGCCUUCCUCUUCAACUGCGUCGGCAAACUCCUCCCCACCGUCGCCACCACCACCCUCUACAUCUCCCUCCUCUCCUUCGCCGUCAUCCUCAUCACCGUCCCCGCCGCCGCGCCCACCCACGCCUCCCCUUCCUUCGUCUUCGCCCACUUCGUCAACUCGACCGGCUGGCCCUCCGACGGCAUCGCCUUCCUCGUCGGCCUCAUCAACCCCAACUGGAUCUUCGCCUGCCUCGACUCCGCCACCCACCUCGCCGAAGAAGUCCACCGUCCCGAACGCAGCAUCCCCAUCGCCAUCCUUGCCACCGUCGCCAUCGGCUUCCUCACCUCCUGGACCUACUGCAUCUCCAUGUUCUUCAGCCUUACCGACCUAACCGCCAUCCUCACCUCCCCCACCGGCGUCCCCAUCCUCGCCCUCUUCUACCAAGCCCUUCACCACAAACCUGCCGCCAUCGUCCUCGAAUCCCUCAUCCUCGUCACCGGCAUCGGUUGCCAAAUCGCCUGCCAUACCUGGCAAUCCCGCCUCUGCUGGUCCUUUGCCCGCGAUCGCGGUCUCCCGGGCUCGUCCUUCCUCGCGCAGAUCCAUCCCACGCUAGACGUGCCCCUCAACGCCCACAGCGCGAGUUGCUUCAUCGUCGGCCUCCUGGGUCUUCUUUACCUCGGCUCCUCCACCGCCUUCAACAGCAUGGUCACGGCCUGUAUCGUCCUGCUCUAUACCUCCUACGUAGUCCCCGUGAUCUGCCUCCUCCAUCGCGGCCGAGACAAUAUCCCGCACGGCCCGUUCUGGUUGGGGACUUUCGGCCUCGUAUGUAAUCUUGUUCUUCUGGCGUGGACGCUGUUCUGUCUCGUGAUUUAUUCCUUUCCGGUCGUGUAUCCGGUUACGACGAGUAACAUGAACUACGUAUCGGCAGUAUACGGCGUCGUGGCGGUGAUUAUUGCUCUCGAUUGGGUUCUACGAGGACGGAAGACAUUUCGGGGCCAGACGGCGCGACAUGCGGAGGGAGGACUAGACUCUAGCUCGGUUGAGUUGGUUUGGUUGGCUCAGUUUAUCUAUUGGAACUAUACCCGUGAUUGGAGAGUGUAUGGGGUAUGAUGGGUGUAUGGUUCGACUAGUACUACGUACUACUUCUCGCCCGGCAAUAAAUAUAAUGAAUCAAGGAAUGAAUGCAUGGAGGUUGUUGGAAGAUAUAUUUUACUAUAGGACGGUUGAUCUAAUGACGAC
Molecule: messenger RNA, 1760 nt
Organism: Aspergillus ibericus CBS 121593
Lineage: Eukaryota; Fungi; Ascomycota; Eurotiomycetes; Eurotiales; Aspergillaceae
Product: amino acid transporter
Exons: 4
Coding region: 9-1631 (540 amino acids)
Biological process (GO): transmembrane transport
Cellular component (GO): membrane
Molecular function (GO): transmembrane transporter activity
Source: RefSeq, a predicted model, not a curated record